Mycena citricolor is the source of this 2079-nucleotide messenger RNA. The record is from the annotation of a GenBank genome assembly. NCBI's taxonomy places the organism in Eukaryota, Fungi, Basidiomycota, Agaricomycetes, Agaricales, Mycenaceae.
CGGCCAUCUUACACGCAGGAGUUCCUUACACCGACGCGAGGAGGAGCGUGCCAAACUAAGCACUUGGAAGACAAAGAAUGGGCUGGGAAGUACACAAAGAGCUCGCGGCCGAGCGACACAUGGAUAAAUACGUCCUCUUAGACGACAAAGACGUGCCCCACCUUGUUUUGUUCGAUGAUUUGACGAUAUAAAAUUCACCUUCUCGUUGCGUGCUGGCACCCGUGUUUCAAUGCCCCAUAUCACAGGAUCCUCCGUGCUUGGACUCGAGAUCGAAGCUAACCAGUGGCAGCAAGAUCGUCUGAACCGUUUCAGAGCGGAUCCAGGAGAAAACGCAAGACGGGCCGAGCUUCGAAAGGCGCAGCGGGCCGCUGAUGCUUUACUCGCUGCCAGUACUUCCGCGAGCGAACCAUCGAGAAACGAUUCUCCCUCGAUAAUGCCCAGUCCUUCGAGCCCAAUCCAACUCAAAUUGGACUUGACGCCCCAACGCGUACCCCACCCCGCAAUCCUCUCCGCCGGAUUCCUUCGAAUGGAACACCCUCUCGCUCUCCGUCUCAUGAAGACUGAGGAGAUUUUCAGCCCAGUGCUAUUCCUUCCCGGCCACGCAAUUCGUGUUCCAGCAUCGGAUGAUUUCAUCCUAGCUGCACCCAUAGGGUGGGAGGUCCCUCUAUCCGAGAGCAGUUCCUCUCCCCUACAGAAAGGAAGUGAUUCUCCCUUGGUGAAUCUCCUCGUGGAAUCAGGGGAUGGCGUACACUACCGCGGGGUGUGUGCGGUGAAAAGUUUGCUGAACGCACAGAAGUAUAUUCUGGACGAGAGUAUCCUGCAAGGGGUCAAGAGUAGCUCUUCGAGCCAAAAAUUACAAGGGGAGGCUCAAGAGCGGGUCAUUGUGCAAUUUUACGGGCUACAAUCACGCACUUUGACGUGGACGACCUACCACGAUCGGCGACGACAGCAUAAAGGAGAGCACAGUGAACACAACAUGCAGAUUCUCCCGCAUACUGAUUCCACGAGAGCGCACUCCCAAGCAAUGCGAUUUGUGACUUACAACCUGCGCUACGACUCGCGGCCCGACACGAUUUCCGUCGCGCAAUCGCUUACGCACCUUCCGGACCCACUGGACUCGCCUCGAUACUUGGCGAAAGCGGGCGAGCAGCCGUGGAGCACGCGCAGGCUGCGCGUCGCGGAGCACCUGCUCGGCGAGGGAAUUGUGCUGGCUGGAUUCCAAGAGGCGUUGGUCAGGCAGGUGCGGGAUCUGCACGAGCUGCUAGGUGAAGCGGACUGGGAUUGGGUGGGCGUCGGACGGGAUGAUGGUCGGGAGGCGGGGGAGUACAGUGCGGUGUUCUACAAGAAAUCAGAGCUUGAGUACCUGGGACACGACUCUUUCUGGACGUCUCUGACCCCAUUCACACCGUCGCGGUACCCCGGCGCAGGCUCGAUCCGUGUAUGCACUGUUCUGCAGCUGCAACGACGUCAUGGCGGACAGAAGUUCACGGUGCUGAAUACCCAUAUGGACGAACGAUCUGAGGAGCAGCGCCGGCUAGCAGCAAGCAUGAUCCUUGCCCGGGCCAGGUUCGAAGCACACACCAGCGGUUUCCCGGUCAUCGUCAUGGGCGACUUCAAUAGGUUUGCCAGCCCCGGUGCACUUUACUUGCGAAGGCUUACUUUCUGCCGCAGUCCCCCAACAGGCUCGGACUCCGGGGCGUAUGAGAUAUCCACGGGUAUGCGUCUGCCGGUGGAUGUGCCAACGGAUUUUGCGGAACGGUACAGCGUUCCUGAUGAUGCUGCACCGUUUGUGCUGCGAGACCUCAGGGGCUGUACACCGCGCCGUCACGUAUCUGCCAAUCACGCAACUUUCACAGGCUUCUCCGCACCCAACGACGCGAGAGCAUGGAGCCGCAUCGACUUCAUUUUCGGUGGGAGCAACGGCGGAUGGGAAUCGGUGAGAUACAAGGUGGACAGUGCCUUGACGGACGAUGGAGUGUUGGCGAGUGAUCAUCGACCCGUUUUUGCGGACCUUGUACUUUGACUGUGUCGUAAUCAUAAACAUUGAAACAUAUUAGAAAUGUCGACUCCUCCGUCUCA